Molecule: messenger RNA, 1016 nt
Organism: Capsicum annuum
Lineage: Eukaryota; Viridiplantae; Streptophyta; Magnoliopsida; Solanales; Solanaceae
Product: bidirectional sugar transporter SWEET6a
Exons: 6
Coding region: 132-836 (234 amino acids)
Biological process (GO): carbohydrate transport
Cellular component (GO): membrane
Molecular function (GO): sugar transmembrane transporter activity
Source: RefSeq, a predicted model, not a curated record
UUUAUUUUUUUUGUACUAUAUAAACGUUCCCCUUCUUCCCUCCAUCACAUUACAUUACUCACACUUUUUUUCUCUUCUGUGCUCUUGAAUUCCUUUAUUUCGUUGAAGCUUUUUCUCAAAGGUUAUCGAAGAUGGUGAUGUCUGUAAACAGUAUUCGCAUUGUCGUCGGCAUUAUCGGUAAUGUCUUAUCGUUCUUUCUCUUUAUUUCGCCAGCGCCAACAUUUAUACGAAUCGUCAAAAACAAAUCGGUAGAGGAGUUCCACCCGUACCCUUACCUAGCAUCUACGAUGAACUGUUUGAUGUGGAUUUUCUAUGGCCUGCCGUUUGUUCAUCCAAACAGUGUUCUUGUGGUCUCUAUCAACAGCGUUGGUCUCUUCCUGCAGAUCAUUUAUCUUUUAAUAUUUUUCAUCUACACCGGCAAAAAGUAUCGGCUACAAAUAGUUGCCAUAUUGUGUGCAGAACUUGUGGGGCUGGCUGCUGUAGUAGCUGGAACCAUGUUAGGCCUACAUACCACCGCAAGUAGAACCACAGUAGUGGGAGUGCUCGCUACCUUCUUCGGAAUUUGUAUGUAUGCAGCUCCUCUAUCAAUCAUGUGGAAGGUAAUCAAAACAAAGAGCGCUGAAUUUUUGCCAAAGUGGCUUUCUAUAGCAUGCUUCCUUAAUGGAAUCUGCUGGUCUAUCUAUGCUCUCCUCAAAUUGGACCCCUACAUCUUGAUUGGAAACGGAAUUGGAGCAGCAUUAGCCUUACUUCAGCUGAUAUUGCUGGUCAUUUAUCGCAAUCCGCCACCAAAAGAGGGCAAGAAGCCGUCUACCGUGGAGCUCAACAACGUCGUCUGAUUUCCCCAAUUCUCAACAGAAGACUAUGAUCCCCUUCGAUUUUGUUUUACUUUUUCUAUUAUCCCCUUCCUGAUACGAAUUUACACGGCAUUUAUUUUAGUCAAAUUCAAUUUUCAGCAAGUUUUUGUAAGUUUAUUAGUAGAUUCUUUAACUCGGUUAUAAUAGGAAGUUUUUUCCUUA